UGGGCGUGAGCGAAGGAUUAGCGAGAGAUCGGGCGCUAUUGAAUCGGACGCUGAUAUCUUUAUAUUAUAAUUACAGAAUAACGCAGAAGUGUCGCAAUGGUGUCGCACUCGCUGGCUUUACCGAUGAUCUGUUUCACCACGCUGUGGGGUCUGGUCGGGGUUGUCGCCCCGUUUUUUGUACCGAAAGGACCAAACAGAGGUGUCAUCAUAACCAGUUUGGUGCUGACCGCAGUUUGCUGCUAUUUAUUCUGGUUAGUAGCAAUACUGGCCCAAACAAACCCUCUAUUUGGACCUCAGCUUAAAAAUGAGACCAUAUGGUAUCUGCGGUACUUCUGGGAGUAGAUGGAGGUGUCAUCUGGAAGACUCUGAAUCCCAUUUCUUAAGGUCACUAUUAUAAUCAAUAAAACCCACAAAAUAGUUAAGGAUCGACUCCAAGGGAACAAUAUCCGUAGUUUAACGACUUCUUCAAUUACAAAAAGAACAAUUUAACUUUUGUUUAAACGUGAACGUGUUACUUUGUAACAAGGAAUAGAACAUUUGGAAAUGAUAUACAUGUACAAAGAAAUGUAAUAGUGAUAUUCUUGUGAUGUUUAAAUAAUUAUAAGGAAAUCAGUUUGUGCUUUGGAUGUCUGAGAGUUGAGUAAACGCGUUUGUUUUGCAUUAAGGCACAUGUUAGUCUAUUUUUAUUAUGUUGUCCUCGCUUGCAUGUGACACUGUAUCCAUGUUUACUUGAUAAAAUUAUUUGUUUUAUUUAUAAAUGUGAUAGACGUUCUGUUGGUGUUUUAUGUCAUCGUGUGUAGAUUUUUGAAGCUGUUCUACAUGAAAAACUAAGGAAAUAAAGAGAGUAUUGAUGUGAA
This is a messenger RNA of Sinocyclocheilus anshuiensis, 857 nucleotides long. RefSeq names its product V-type proton ATPase subunit e 2-like. Gene Ontology annotation, cellular component: proton-transporting V-type ATPase, V0 domain. Lineage: Eukaryota; Metazoa; Chordata; Actinopteri; Cypriniformes; Cyprinidae. Bases 97 to 342 code for a protein of 81 amino acids. The record is from RefSeq and is a predicted model, not a curated record. Gene Ontology annotation, biological process: proton transmembrane transport. Gene Ontology annotation, molecular function: proton-transporting ATPase activity, rotational mechanism. The transcript has 4 exons.